Spizellomyces punctatus DAOM BR117 is the source of this 1485-nucleotide messenger RNA. Its product is annotated as UDP-glucose 4-epimerase. The record is from RefSeq and is a predicted model, not a curated record. Lineage: Eukaryota; Fungi; Chytridiomycota; Chytridiomycetes; Spizellomycetales; Spizellomycetaceae. The coding region runs from base 47 to 1168 and encodes 373 amino acids. Gene Ontology annotation, molecular function: UDP-glucose 4-epimerase activity. Gene Ontology annotation, biological process: beta-D-galactose catabolic process via UDP-galactose, Leloir pathway. Gene Ontology annotation, cellular component: cytosol. The transcript is spliced from 5 exons.
AAGCAUCAGACUACCUACCUGGAAGUCUUUGGGUACUCUCGUACCAAUGAGCGAAAAUACCUCGACCUCCGCGCAUGGUCUGGUGGAAAACGGUUUAGGAGUGGAAGAACCGGGUCCUGAUUCUGCAGUUGAUGUGGGCCCAUCAGACUAUAUUCUUGUCACUGGUGGAGCGGGCUACAUUGGAAGCCACGCUGUCCUCGAGUUGCUGCAAACGGGAUACAAGGUGGUGGUUGUAGACAACUUGUGCAACUCAUCCAAAGAAUCCCUGCGCCGAGUGGAGAAACUGACUGGAAAAGUGGUUCAGUUUCACGAAGUGGACCUCCUGGACCAGCCCUCAUUGGAGGGAGUAUUUGCGUCAUACCCUAUCUCCGCUGUCCUUCACUUUGCAGCAUUGAAGGCAGUUGGCGAAUCUGUAACCCACCCGUUGAGAUAUCAUCGCGUUAAUUCAGUGGGAACAAUCAAUCUCCUUGACUGCAUGUAUCGACAUGGAAUCUGGAAUCUAGUCUUCUCAUCUUCUGCCACUGUGUAUGGUGAACCCGAUCGACUUCCGCUCACCGAGUCCGCUGCACUCAGAGCCACAAAUCCUUACGGAAAGACCAAACUUUAUAUAGAGGAAAUCCUUCGCGAUGCUGCCAUGUCUGAUUCCAGAUGGCGAAUAGCACUUUUACGUUAUUUUAAUCCCGCUGGAGCGCAUCCGAGUGGCCGAAUAGGCGAGGAUCCCCACGGAGCUCCUAAUAAUCUUAUGCCUUACAUUGUUCAAGUAGCAAUUGGCCGUCGACCUCAUGUUACAGUUUUUGGGUCAGAUUAUUCAACGAAGGAUGGCACCGGGAUUCGCGAUUACAUCCACGUGGUGGAUCUUGCAAAAGGGCACAUAGCUGCAUUGGAAAAACUUGUUCGCACGCCGACACAUGGCUGCGUUCCGUACAACCUUGGCACCGGUGUAGGGUACUCUGUAUUGGAGAUGAUAUCUGCAGCAGAGAAAGCUAGUCAGAAAACCAUUCCAUAUGUGAUCGCCCCAAGACGAAAAGGAGAUGUCGCUGAAGUGUAUGCAGACCCGUCCUUCGCUAACCGUGAACUAGGUUGGAGGGCAGAACGGACCCUAGAUGAGAUGUGUCGGGAUCAGUGGGCAUGGCAAAGUACGAAUCCGCACGGGUACGGAUCAGAGUGAGAACUCCUUGUUCUGGCAUCGAAACCACCACAACUGCUCGACUACUUGCGCUAUGAACGUCUGCUACUGUUUUGUAUUUACCUAUGAGGACGCCAUAUAUAUAUAUAUACAUAUGAAUAUCCUUGAAGCGGUUAAUUCUCCCCAGGACGAUGGAAGUAUGAGCACAGUCGUGUGGAUCUCUAAGUGCGAGCGCAGACCAUCAUGAUCACAAGUUCAAAGGUUCUCCCGACCAGUGUAAGUAGUGGAUCAAGGGAUCUAAAAGCUCUAUAGCAAAAUCCACGGUGGAUAUCCUCCAGAGUACCUCAAUAUUACAUUCC